Hemisphaericaspora subhashii is the source of this 999-nucleotide messenger RNA. RefSeq lists its product as uncharacterized. The transcript has a single exon. Bases 1 to 999 code for a protein of 332 amino acids. Lineage: Eukaryota; Fungi; Ascomycota; Pichiomycetes; Serinales; Debaryomycetaceae. The record is from RefSeq and is a predicted model, not a curated record.
AUGCUAAUUACAUUGAAGUAUAAUAGAGACAAGUAUUUGGCGCUUAUAGAAUCUAAAGAGAAGGCUUCUACGGCGACUAAAAUAGAAGACACCAAUGGUAUCACCACUACCCCAAUUACAAGGACGAGAUCAGCUUCUUCUGUAAAUAUAUCGACAACCACACCUAAACCCACAAAGAUAGUGACAUUUCGAUACAACAGCAGUAUAUACAAGUCGCCCUUAACUUCACGAUUAUCGCAGAGAAGGACGAGGAAUAGAACUCCCACACCGCAAAAUAGUCUUGGUACAACAACUGGUGAAAUUAAUUUUAGCAGCAGCAUACCAAACACUUCUGCUGGAACAUCCCUAAAUUCAAGUCCGAUUAAGCAACUACAGCUACCAGAGACACCAAGUUAUAUCGAGGAAGAAGGAGAGGAAGAAGUAAAACAAGAAGUGAUUGAAAGAGAAGAAGACGAAGAAGAAAAUUUAUUCAGUCCCUUUGGGAUUCCUUUACCCUCCAAGACAAAGGAUUCUGAAGAUGCACUUAAUUUCAUGUAUAAAUACAACGAAUUAUAUCAUAUACACAAUAAUAAAGACGUUGAAGCUAACGAUAAGAUUUCGGCAAUUGAACAUAAUCAAGCAGUAGAGAAUGUAUGGUUUGAUAGUCUAAAUAUAGUAGCUGAUCGGUUACACUUUUUACGAGAAGCAUAUAAAGCCAUUCAAUUAGUGAAGAAAAAGAAAUUAACUGGGAAAUUCGAUGUUCUAUUACCUGUUAGUUCCCCCAUUGCUUCCACUAGGGUUAUUGGGUCAGACAUGCCAAGUAGUCCAAAGUCAUCAAAUAUGGAUCUGAAUGAUUUAUAUAGUAUGAGAAUCGAAUCAGGGAAACGAUUACUUGAGGGAUAUGAUGAGGAAGAGGAGGAUGGUGCAAUGGAAGAGGAUGAAGAGAGUGAGAGUAGUCAUACUGACACCUCUAUGGCGAUGAUGGCAAGACGACAAACCCGUAGUAAGACCUCAAUAUAG